This is a messenger RNA of Dunckerocampus dactyliophorus (ringed pipefish), 6389 nucleotides long. RefSeq names its product coiled-coil domain-containing protein 136-like. Bases 306 to 1667 code for a protein of 453 amino acids. Gene Ontology annotation, biological process: single fertilization; acrosome assembly. NCBI's taxonomy places the organism in Eukaryota, Metazoa, Chordata, Actinopteri, Syngnathiformes, Syngnathidae. Gene Ontology annotation, cellular component: acrosomal membrane. The transcript is spliced from 9 exons. The record is from RefSeq and is a predicted model, not a curated record.
AGAGCAGGAAGACGGAGGAGCUUGCCGUCUGGAAAACAGCAUCUUUUCCCGCCACUCCGCUCCUACCCUCCUGUUCCCUCUCGGCAUCGCUCCCACGCUCCAGCUCCCAAGAUCCCUCCCCAUUUCUCUGGAGGUGCAGCUUAUGGAACUGUGUGUGCGUGUGAGAGAGAGGGAGUGCUUGAUACUCAGCACCUCCUAUUUGUCCCCCUCUCUCUCUCUCCCUGCAGCUGGGGUGGGCGUGUGGUGGUGGUAGAGAUCUGACCCUUUCUGUCGCCCACACGCUCUCGUUUGUUUUUAAGCGGGCUAUGGAUGGAUUGCGUUUACCUCCACUCAUCGAGGAGGCUUUGGACUCUACAGAUGAUCUGAGCGAGCAGAAAGCAGACAGCGGCCCCGACAUGGAGCACAUCACCGCCAAGGAGCGAGGCGUCCUGGAGGAGAACAACGAGAAGGAGGACAUGGAGCAGGAGAGAGCUCGGGAGGAGGAGGAAGAGAAGAAACUGAUGGAGGAAGGAGGCGAAGACGAAGAGAAGAAGCUGACAGAAGAGCAGGAGCUGGAGGAGCUGAAGGGCCAGGUGCUGCAGCUGCUGCUGGAGUUGGAGGACGCCAGGGAGACGUCCAGUAAACAUCAGGAGAGCUUUUUGGAGCUCCAAGGAUUGUUGGAGGAUGAACGUCUGGUCAGCGCCCAUCAGGCCGAAGCUUUCACUCGUCAGAUCCAGAAUCUACAAGCCCAGCUGCGCUCGGUGCAGGAGGAGAUGGACAGCCUGGAGGAGGAAAAGGAGAGCGAGCUGGCCGAGGCGCAGGAGGAGCUGCGGGUGGCCCAGGAGGAGGUGCUCCUGCUCCAGCAGGCGGCCGAGGAGGCGGCAGCUGAGCGCGAGAACGACAUUGCCUCCCUGCAGGAGGAGCUUUGCCGGCGACGGGCUGAGCUGCAGCGCCUCAGUGAGGAGACGCAGGAGUACGAGCUGGAGAUCACCACGCUGAGGGCAGAGAUCAGCAUGAAGAGCCAGCGCAGGGAGGCCGAGAGGAGGGAGGGUGACGUGGACCUGCUGAAGGAGGAGUGCCGCAUGCUGAGGGAUGAGUGCCAGACCCUGAAGGAGGACAACCAGCGCCUCUCAGAGAGGCUGCAGCUGCUUCAGAGACAGAGGACAUGCUCAAGUGUGUACUUGUCACUGAAAGAGGAGGAUGCUGGAGAGGGCACCGAGACGGGCACAGACGACAUCAUGACAGAGAGCUACAUGACCAUGGCCCAGUCGGAGAACUGCCGCCUGGUGGAUGCCUCCAUCCAGAAGAACAUCUCCUUUGACGGCAAGCCCAUGACGCCAACCGGCUGGAGCGGUGGCAUCGGUGAGAUCUUCUCGCUGAGGGACCAGCUGAAGCAGGCAGAGGAGAAGGCUUCACAAGUUCAGAGAGAGUGUGACGGACUGAAGCAGGAGCUACAGCAGCUGCAAGAGCUGUAUGACAGCAGUCAGAGGGAGAGGAACGAGCUGGAGGAGGAGCUUCAGCGCUGCAAGGAAGAGCUGGAGAAGUUGUCUGGGGGGGCUCAGAGAUUCAUCCAUCCAUCUGAGCACCCUGUUCUCUCCAUCCCCUUCAUAGGAAUGAUUGUAAUAGUGGCUGUGGUCUGGUGCUGGUUGUCGGAGCUGGCGUCCCAGAGAGCAAGGGGAGUGAGCUAGGUUGGAACUCCAUCUUGACCGUCACCGCGGCCGCCGCCGUGCUGCUAAUGAUGACUAGCUUGUUGAGGGCGCUCGUCCGAUGUUGACUGGGGUGGCCGGCCACUUUUAAAAAAGACGGACGUCAGCCUGAGAGCUUGUCUCCCGUCCUUGUCCGUUGACUCAACUGGAAUCCUCUCAACAUGACGGAGCCCCAAGUGUUAAGAGGCUGGGGGAGGUACGACAUGACGCGUGCACACACCGAGGAGGCUGAGGAUGCCGCCAUGGCGACGGGCUGAGGACAUAGCCACUCCUCGUAUGUGAAUAUUAUCUCUAUUUUAGCCUUCUGUGUGUACCAGAUCCUUUUGUUAAACCAUUAUUUAUUGAUUUGCUUGGUUAAAUAUUGUGAGAAAAUAUACAUGCAGUGAGCAUUUAAUGCACUGAAGUGUACAUAUUCAUUGAUGGAUCGUAAACAUGUUUUUUUGCCCCAAAAUGCAAUAAAUGCAAAAGACGGCAGACUUUACCCAUCAUUAACUGCUCUGCUCUAUAUAAUAAUGUUUUUGUAAUUGUCAAAGAUGAUGAGUUGUGGCGAACAAAGCGCCCAACUCUGCAUGUAUGUGUAUGUAUUAGGAUUGUAACGGUAUGCCAUAAUCACGAUUUGGUAUGAUACCUUGGUUUUAAGGUCACUGUUCAGUUCAUUUCGGUACAGACAGGGAACCUAAAUGCAAAACUGCUGAGCUUUUGUGUUGACGAUUAAAAAAAAAAAAAUGAAACAGCUAAAAGGCCAUUCUCCAAUAAAUACAAUUAUCAAAUUAAAAAAAGAAAUAAUAUACAGUAGAAUCUGUUUAUGUCAACACCCCUCGGACUGGCUGACUGACGUUGACAUAAGCGGCUGUCAAUUUGACCAAAAUCUAAAGUAGCCACGAAUUGCACAUUUACAUGUGACCUUGGCCACAGCUAUAAGGACAAUAAGUGAUCCAUCCAUCCGUUUUCUAUGCCGCUUAUCCUCAUUAGGGUCGCGGCGGUAUGCCAGCUGACUUUGGGCUGGUCGCCAGCCAAUCGCAGGGCACAUACACACUAGGUCCCCAACUUACGAACACCCGACUAGCGAACACUCGCGGAUACGAACACAAGCCGACUGGUCUAUAUUUUAUUUUAUUUUGCCUUGUAGUCAGUCGCUCAAUCAGUAUUUAUACUGCUACUGUACAUGCUUGACCAAUAGAGGGCACUGUGACACUACUAAUGCAGCCUUAGAGCUAAUGAGAUCAACACAGGAAGAGUUAGACGCUGGGGAGUUAAAACUAAAUGGAAAGCUAAAUUGUACAAACCGGACAGAGCGUGUGAUUAAAGUUUAUGAAGAGUUAAUAGGCCUGCUUAAUUCUACACCACCCACAGAACACUACCUCUUUUAGAAGAGUCUAACGAUGACGACUUGUCCUUUUUUUCAAUAUCUCCGCCAACUCCUCCACAACGACGUAUGCUCGGCGACUCCUCUUCAAAGGUAAAUAACAUUUAUCAUUACGUAUUAUUAUAUCACUUUUAUUAUUGUUUUUUCAUUAAUUAUCCUCGUUUAAUAUUACUACUGUAUCCAAACUCAUAUUUACAUACAUACACAUAUACUGUAUAUGUAUACACGUACAUGUAGUACCUAUAUCAUUGGUAAUAUUACCUUUUCCCCUACUUAAGAUCGAUUCAACAUAAGAACGGUCGUCUGGAACCAAUUGUGUUCGUUAGUUGGGGACCUAGUGUGUAGACAAACAAGCAUUCACACUCACAUUCAUACCUAUGGACAAUUUAGAGUCUCCAGUUAACCUAACAUGCAUGUUUUUGGAAUGUGGGAGGAGCCGGAGUACCCGGAGAAAACCCACGCACGCACGGGGAGAACAUGCAAACUCCACACAGAUAUGCCCAAGCGGAGAUUCGAACCCUGUGUGGCCAACAUGCUAACCACUCGGCCACCUGGCAGCCACAAUAAGUGAUAAUAUAGGAUUUUUGAACCUAUAGCAGUUUGUUGACAUUGUUUACCUCCAUUCCAUCCAUUCAUUUUGCUUUGCUUAUCUGGACCCAGGAUGAGGGGACAGUCUCAGUAGAGAAUCCCAGACUUCCCAGGGAUGCCAAGACAUUCCGGGGCAUCCUCUUGCCACUUGUAUCUAUGAUCUUGUUGUUUCGGUCACUACCCAAAGCUCAUGACCAUAGGUGAGGGUAGGAGCUUUGCUAGUAGCCAGUCUAGUAGAGUCACCACAUUACUGUAGACGGUGCGAUCCCUUGCAACCGUCCCUCACGAGUGAACAUGAUCCAGAGAUACUUGAACUCUUCCACCUGGGUCAAGACCACACUCCCAGCUAGAAGGGUGCGAUCCACCCUUUACAUCUGUGUACCAUGGCCUCAGAUUUGGAGUUGCUGAGUCUCAUGCUGGAAGCUUCACACUCGUGAACGUUGACGUUACAGCUUAAUGAGGCCAUCAGGACCACAUCAUCCGCAAAUAGCAGAAAUGAGAUCCUAAGGCCCCCAAACUAGACACCCUCUGAACCCCUUGCACGAAGCCCACGCCAGCUCCUUUGCAGAAACUCCAGAGUAAACAAGGUCCAGCUCCUUUCGAGUAGUUUGGUUCUAGAGCAUAAACUGUGGAUCGAGAUGAGUUGAGAAGUUCCGACGAGACAUUGUCGGAAGUUCUCGCACGAGGUCAGGCUCCUUCACCAUCAGGCAGGUGAUGUUUCUAGCACCAGGUACCCGUGCUUUCCUCUAGGGUGAAGCCUCGGUGUCCCAUAUUCGGGUGAGGUAGGGUCUCUUGUAAAGUUCUUCUCCAUUGGGUCUUCUGAAUUACUUGUUGAUUACGAAUACAUGUAACGUUACACCCCCAAUGUGUAUGUGUGAGGAUAAACACCUGCCGCUGUUUUGUUUCAUUUUAGCUGCAGGCUGUUUCACUUCCUUCACGCCAUUGUUGUCUCAUCAUCAACUCCCACUCCCAAAAUAAUUGUCACUUGAUCGCAGUAAGCGUGGCGUUCUCUGAUGAAUUUUGUCUGCUCUCGGGGCACAGUAUUUUGUGUGUUUGUGUGUGUGUAAGAAAAAUAUCUCAGCAGCUUUGUGGCCGGAUGGAAGCUCUUAAUGCCUUACACCGACUAUUAAGACUUCUCUUACUUUGGGCUCUAAUUUCACGCCUGACAACGUUCUGACGGCGCAAGCAGGGGUUAAAUGGCUCGCUUAAGUGUGCUGUCGUUGUUAACAAUUGUAAUUAUUGCAGGUACAUACUGGGGAGAAUGCUGAAAGUCUGCAUUCACUUGUUUAGUGGCAACUCAGCGUUUAAAAAAAAAAAAAAAAAGCUGCUUUAGACAAACCAACCAAGAUGGAUCGGUUUUAAACUUCCGUAUAGCAAAGGUGUACAUACUGUAAGUUCACCUGUUCUGUGGAAGGCUACUGUUUACACAUGACAAAACACACUGUCAAAACUUUUUCCCGCAACAAGAAAAUUGAUGGAUGUGUGGGGCCACUUGGACACAUUUUGUGCACUGAAGAUGCUAAACCCAAUCCAGUGUAGGUCGAAAUAUGCUAUCAGAAGAAAUCCACAUCUUAGCUUUGUGUCAUCAGUUCAAUCACCGUUUGGUCCGUAUUUCGGUUUUAAAGUCACCGUUCAUUUUCUGUAUAGCGGUGGUUCUCAGUUAUUUUCUGUCAUGCCCCCACCAGGGGACAGAAAUGUUUUUGUGCCGCCCCGAUUUGAAAUACUAUUGAGAAACUGAUAAUAUCUGUCUAUUUAUCUGCACUGUACGGACUGAACUCGAAACUGAAACCAGGGAAAUGCAACAAAAUGGAGAGCAGCGAAGCAUGCAAGCGUAUUUAAAAGUCAAAUUGCAUGCUGAGUACGACAAACUGAUACAUGCUGGCAGGCCUGCACUAAAAGUGAAAGACCUCACGCUCCCCCAAAAGUUCACCCCCCGGGGUAGCCCGCCCCACUAUUUUAGAAGCACUGCCGAACAAGUUUCAGCUUGCAGCCACGUUCCCGAUCUCUACUGAACAAUGCCUGCACACAGCUUCCGUCUUACACACUUGUUACGUAUUUCAAGGCCAAUGACAGAAAAGGGUUUUCAAGUCUUGCUUCUCCUUGCUAUCUAUGCCUCCUCCCCGCGAAAGGCUUCUCUGCACUGUAUUUGUUUCCGGAGCAGACGCGUGACUAUAUCGCGAGGCAGUUACACUUCCUGUUCCUCACUCAGUGUGUUCCACUCCGUACUAAAAAAAUCGUAUUCAAUCUUAUUCCAAAUACAUGUACCGUACAUGAACUUUCUUUUAAGCAUGCUUGAGCAAGUCCAAACAUACGGGGUGGUAAAGUACACUUCAUGUCAGGUCAUGAUGAUGUCACUUUAUAUAUUUCCUGUAAAUAAGACAUAUGGUACUACUAUAUCUGGGAGAGCUAUUUCCUAAAUUCCAUUUGUACUGGCUUUGUAGAAAGUUCUAUUUUGAAAAGAGCAUCAUAUAUUUGAUAUAGUCUGAUGUAAAAUGUCUAUUUAUGGUGACUUUGUUUCAAAGAAUAAUAAUAAAAAUGAUAAGAAGUUGUAUGUUGUGGCUGCAUGCAUUGAGAUCUGAACUUUAGAUGCCAGCAAUAUGACUCCAUGUCUUGCCUGUUCAAUUCUGCAAACUGUGUUCAAAUUGUUUGUCAUGAAAAGUGUUCAUGAGCUAGGAAAAGACAACGUUGCAACAGAAUAUUGUAUUUACUUGAUCAGCUCUGAAUUAAACAUGCCAUUGACUGCAAUAGAA